Punica granatum (pomegranate) is the source of this 2610-nucleotide messenger RNA. Lineage: Eukaryota; Viridiplantae; Streptophyta; Magnoliopsida; Myrtales; Lythraceae. The record is from RefSeq and is a predicted model, not a curated record.
UCCUCUUCAUCCAUAAAUCCAUAAAUUUAAUUAAAAAAACGAAAAAAACCUCUGCCUUUGUGAGUCUGUCCGGUUCUUAUAGUAAUUAAAAACUGCUCCUUUUUGCCAUUUUCCUCUUCUUUUUUUUUUUUUUUCUUUUUUCUGGGUCGCGCUGGGCGGACUGGACUGGGGUGUUCUUGAAUCCCAUCCCAACUUCAGAGUUCCUGCCGGGGUUCUUAAUCGGUGAGUUCCUGCUCUUUUCUUCCUCCUGCCCACAACCUCCGCUCGGCUGAAUGAGUCGGUCAGAAUGCUGCCGAAUCGCCGCUGGUUUCUGGGUGAAAUCAAAAUUGCGUUCAUAGAUGUGAACUUUGUAGAAGAAUGUGGUUUUCAGCGUCGCUGCUGGAGCCGGCACAUAUGUAAGAACUGUGGAACUUCGGGUAGAAUGCUCCUUUUACGGCUCCAGGAUCAUCAUUGUGCAGCAGAGCAGGGAGAUGGAUAGGAACCCAUCGGGCUUAAAGUUUCAUCUCUCUGGGUCGUCGCAGUCAGUGGAGUCAGCCCUAGAUUUGGAGAGAAACUAUUGCAAUAACCUGAACCUGCCCUCAUCUAGCCCAUCCCCACUUCAGCCUUUUGCUUCAGGUGGUCAGCUCUCGGAGAGUAAUGCUGCUUACUUCUCGUGGCCCACUUCAAGCCGGCUAAUAGAUGCAGCGGAAGAUCGGGCCAACUACUUUGGGAACCUUCAGAAAGGAGUGCUGCCUGAAACCCUUGGAAGGUUGCCCUCGGGGCAGCGAGCCACGACCUUGCUUGAGCUGAUGACAAUUAGGGCAUUCCAUAGCAAAUUCUUGAGGAUGUUCGGUCUUGGAACUGCAGUUGGGUUUCGCAUCCGACGAGGAGAAUUAACAGAUAUCCCAGCCAUUCUUGUCUUUGUUUCCCAUAAAGUUCACAGGCAGUGGCUGAGCCACAACCGAUGUUUACCUGCAGCCCUUGAGGGACCAGGUGGUGUAUGGUGUGACGUGGAUGUUGUUGAAUUUUCAUACUUUGGGGCACCAGCCCCUACUCCAAAAGAACAAUUAUAUACGGAGCUUGUAGAUGGUUUAAGGGGAAGCGAUCCGUGCAUUGGUCCUGGCUCUCAGGUUGCAAGUCAAGAGACAUAUGGAACUUUGGGUGCAAUUGUGAGAAGCCGCACAGGAAAUCGUCAGGUGGGGUUCCUCACUAAUCGUCACGUUGCAGUUAAUUUGAACUACCCGAAUCAAAAGAUGUUUCAUCCUUUACCACCAAGCCUCGGGCCCGGUGUUUAUCUCGGUGCUGUUGAGCGGGCUACCUCAUUUAUUACAGAUGAUCGGUGGUAUGGGAUCUUUGCUGGUAACAACCCAGAAACAUAUGUGCGGGCAGACGGGGCCUUUAUUCCUUUCACAGAAGACUUCAACAUGAACUAUGUGACCACUUCUGUUAGAGGGGUGAGCGAAAUUGGCGAGGUGAAUACCAUCGAUCUGCAGUCCCCGAUUGGGUCUCUCAUUGGACGACAGGUGGUCAAAGUUGGGAGAAGCUCUGGUUUGACCACUGGGACCAUAAUGGCAUAUGCCUUGGAUUACAAUGAUGAGAAGGGAAUAUGCUUCUUUACCGAUUUCCUCGUGGUUGGCGAGAACCAACAGACUUUUGACCUCGAAGGGGACAGUGGAAGUUUAAUUCUUUUGACAGGUCAGAACGGCGAGAAACCACGGCCUAUUGGGAUCAUAUGGGGCGGAACUGCUAACCGGGGUCGCCUGAAGCUCAAGGUGGGUCAGCCUCCCGAGAAUUGGACCAGCGGUGUUGAUCUUGGGAGCCUUCUUAAUCUUCUCGAACUUGACCUCAUUACAACUAUUGAAGGUCUUCAAGCUGCAGUGCAGGAGCAAAGAACUGCUUCAGCAGCAGCGAUGAAUUCAGCAGUAGGAGAGUCCUCACCUCCUGAUCGGGUCCCCUCAAGGGAUAAAAUUGAGGAGAGCUUUGAGCCUCUCUACCCGGGCAUCCAGCAGGUCCCCAUUGAACCUGACAACUGCCCAGGUGGUGGGCUUGUAAAUGCUCCUCGACUGAUGCCCUCCGACUUCCACAUAGAAGACGGAGUUGGAGGAUGUCCAAACGUUGAACACCAGUUCAUCUCGAGGUUUGCAGAGAGGUCAUUGCCUGGGCCUCAGAACAACCAAGAAGAAAAUCCCAGAUUGAACGAAUUGUUGCCAUCAGGAAACGAAGAGAUCUCUGUGUCGUUGCAGCUUGGCGAGCCCAAAACGAAGAGAAGAAAAGGGUCUGGACACGAAGUAGAGCAUCCCGGAGCAUGAAACCAAGGAGGGAAAAAGUACCUGUGUAAGUUUUGUUCCUCCAACUGAACUGAAUCUAUCAUUCUUAUUCUUUCUCAUACAUUUCCUUUUCCUCGGAGUGGUGCUACGGGCCCAUUUUCUGUGUCUUCGUGGUACUCUUAAGGGUACAGGGCAAGAAUGGGGUGGGUGCCGAUGUUAUAGAAGGGGAGUAUGGCGGUGGACUUGUCCACCUUUUAUUAAUUUGUACCGAAUUCGAGUAAAUAAGUAUACUAAUAGAACUGAAUGGCAAAUAGUGGAAAUGGGCAAAGGCAAGUAUUUGAGCAAAAGUGGUUUGGUUUCUGAU